GCCCGGCACUCGGCGUUCCUGAGGGUGGGGCGGGGGCAAGAGUCAGUCAGGUCGGGAGCGGCUGGGUACAAGCGAGACCGCGGCACAGACCGGGCGUCCUGGCCGCUGCCGCUUGGUUCGCCCAAGAUGGAAUUCCUCCUUGGGAACCCGUUUAGCACGCCUGUGGGGCAGUGUCUCGAAAAAGCAACAGACGGCUCCUUGCAGAGUGAAGACUGGACAUUGAACAUGGAGAUCUGCGACAUCAUCAAUGAGACAGAGGAAGGGCCAAAGGAUGCCAUUCGAGCCCUGAAGAAGCGGCUCAGUGGGAACCGGAACUACAGGGAAGUAAUGCUGGCACUGACGGUACUGGAAACAUGUGUGAAGAACUGUGGCCACCGGUUCCACAUCCUUGUGGCCAACCGAGACUUCAUUGACAGCGUUCUGGUCAAAAUCAUCUCUCCCAAGAACAACCCUCCCACCAUUGUGCAGGAUAAAGUGCUUGCUCUGAUCCAGGCAUGGGCAGAUGCCUUUCGGAGCAGUCCUGACCUCACUGGUGUGGUCCACAUAUACGAGGAGCUGAAGAGGAAGGGGGUUGAGUUUCCCAUGGCAGACUUGGACGCUCUGUCUCCCAUCCACACUCCCCAGCGGAGUGUCCCAGAAGUGGAUCCAGCCACGACCAUCCCCAGGUCCCAGUCACAACAGAGGACAACUACUGGCUCCUACUCCUCACCUUCUCCUGCUUCCUACUCUGCUCCUCAGGCCCCAGCUCUGAGUGUAACUGGUCCCAUCACAGCCAACUCAGAACAGAUUGCCAGGCUGCGGAGUGAGCUGGAUGUAGUUCGGGGAAAUACAAAAGUUAUGUCUGAAAUGUUAACAGAGAUGGUUCCCGGGCAGGAGGACUCAUCUGAUCUGGAACUGCUGCAGGAGCUGAACAGGACCUGUCGGGCCAUGCAGCACCGCAUUGUGGAGCUCAUCUCCCGUGUGUCCAAUGAGGAGGUCACUGAGGAGCUGCUGCAUGUUAAUGACGACCUCAACAAUGUCUUCCUCCGCUAUGAGAGGUUUGAGCGAUACAGGUCGGGCCGAUCGGUUCAGAACGCCAGCAAUGGAGUACUCAAUGAAGUGACUGAAGACAACUUAAUAGACCUGGGGCCUGGCUCUCCUGCUGUGGUGAGCCCAAUGGUGGGAAGUGCAGCACCCCCCUCUUCCCUCUCCUCGCAGCUGGCAGGGCUGGACUUGGGGACAGAAAGUGUCAGCGGCACCCUCAGUUCACUUCAGCAGUGCAAUCCUCGGGACGGGUUUGACAUGUUUGCCCAGACCAGAGGGAACUCCUUAGCUGAGCAGCGCAAAACGGUCACCUAUGAGGACCCCCAGGCUGUUGGAGGACUUGCUUCUGCACUAGAUAGUCGGAAACAGAGCUCAGAAGUGAGAGGGAAAGGUGGGGACUUUGACCUGGAGCCCAUAGACAGCUGGCUCAUGACCCAAGGAAUGAUCCCCGUUGCGCAGCCCUCUGUCAUGGACGACAUUGAGGUGUGGCUCAGGACGGACCUGAAGGGUGACGACCUGGAAGAGGGUGUCACAAGUGAAGAGUUUGAUAAGUUCCUGGAAGAAAGAGCCAAGGCCGCUGAAAUGGUCCCUGACCUCCCAUCACCCCCUGUGGAGGCUCCCACCCCAGCUUCCAAUCCUUCUGGCCGGAAGAAGCCCGAGCGGUCAGAGGAUGCCCUCUUUGCCCUGUGAGCUGCUCUGUGGUCUUCUCUGUGGAUGGCAGGUCAUGCUUGCUCCCUGUGGACACUGGGCACUGGCCAUUCUCCCUGCCCCUCACCCUUGGCCUGUGCACCUGUGUUGCUAUGGAAACACCUGCAUCUGCUCCCCUAGUCAGGACCAGCUUUUGCCACCUUCCUUCUCUGGGUGGUGGGACAGCCACACUGCAGCCAGAGGCCCUGUCUCUCCCUCCCCCAGGCUCCCUUGGCUGUUUGUCCUCCCAGGAAGAGCAGUUGCCCAGCCCAGGCAGAGUAGCCCCUUGACACUGCUCCUGAGCAGACCACCUGAAGUGUCUCCUCCAUCACCCACCCACAGAGAAUGGGGUCAGGCCCUGGCUUGCCACUCAUGCCCACAAAUGUGCCACCUCUGCCUGGCUCAGUGGAUUCCCUCCGGCCUGCUGCCCUCUGUAUCCUUCUGCCAAGAAUGGCUUUGUGUUUCUGCCUCUGGAAGAGCAGGGCUCAGACUCUUCCUUGGACUGUCACCUCAUGGCACAUAUUGUCUUGGCACUUUAGAGGGCUCUGUAGGGUGCCCACAUGGGGGUCUCUUGUGUUCUUGACCCUCUCUCCAUCAGUCAGCUGUUCACCCAGACCUCCUACUCUGGCUGGCUGGGCAGCCAGGCCCAGCUGAGGGGCCUCAGAGGACCUGCAGCUCCUGGUGUGGGAAGAGCCCAGUGCAGUUGGGAGGGCAGCACUAACAUAAACCCAGCUGCACCCUGCACACUCCAGCUAGCUACCCUUGGCCCUGUUGUGUGGAGAGGCCUGCACAGAGGUGCUGCUCUGCUGGCUUAGGAAAGUGAUCCAAGCUGGCCCUGCCUGCAGUGGCCUCCACUCACCACCUCUAGGCCCAGCAGCAGACAGCUCUGUACCACACCAGGAGGUUCCAAAGGAUCAAGUGGCCAGAGUGACACUAAGGCCCCAUACCUCUCCCUGGCAAGGGCCCCAGACCCACCAUGGGCAGUGUGACCUGACAUCUCACAUGACCCCAGCCACCAAUUUGCAGAUCCUGAAGACUCACAGCCCAAGGCUGAACAGAUGGGGGCUGGUGACAUCUGCUUCUGUCCCGUCUUCGUUGAUGUGUCUUCUAGCCCUGGGCAAGGAACUCACAGCACUACUCCAGCCCUGGUCCAGCUAACCCUUCUUGCCCCAAGCUGCCAUUACCCAGGAUGAGGAACGUGCUGCCACAUCACCCUGCUGAGCCUCUGCCCUUCCAGCACCCACUGCCCACAUCACCAGAGUUUUCCCUCCCAUUGUGUAAAAUGGCCUAGUGUUGUGCCUGUCACCCUCAGGGCACCAGCCCUGCAGAGAAAGGCCACUGUGAAAUGACUAGUGACUGGGCUCAGGGACAUAUGUAGGACCAGGACUACAGUGAGAGCUGUGGUGAGGACUCUAUGCCCAGCCUAGCACCCUCCAGAAAGGAGGACUGGUUUGGUUGGGACCAUCUGCAAGAUAGCAGGGAUGUCACAUUCAUUCCACAGAAUACCCAGGAAGCACCUCCUCAGAGUUUGGCCACCCUGCUUCCUUCCCUGCCCUGCCUUCUGUACUCCUUAGCCCUCAGGCAGCUCGUGCCCUCCUCACCCUCUUGGAAAGGCAGAGCCCUGAGGUAGCUAGCUGCAGAGAAGUGGCUGGGAUGGCCCAGGUGUGCCCAGCCUCUGCUGUCUGCCAGAGCUGGGCCUGUAGGUAGUGGUAGGCCAGGCCUAGCAUCCUGAGGAAAAAGCCAACUGCCUUGCCUUGUGGAUGGCACAGAGGAAGAGGGGCAUCUGCUGUGAGCAAGGCUGAGGUAGGUGCCCUCCUGGGAGUCCCCAGCAAAGUGUUCUUAGUACCUGUGUUCAGUGUCCCCAAGCCCCGGCAGGUUGGCCUGGCUUGGAAAGACUUGGCUGCUCUGUGGGCAGCAGGUACUGGAGGACUCCUGUGGGCUGAGGUGACACAGGUGUGAGGCCUGCACUGGACACAAGUGUGGGGAUGUUAUCUUGAGGCCUCUGGUUCCUGUCCUGCCAUCUGGGGCACAGUCCUCAGGCAACCUGCCUAGGGAAGGAGCAGAGGUCUGAUGGGAAAGCUGGACAUCAUGAGCCACCAGCCUCUACAAGUGUUAGAAAUCACAGAUACAGUAUAUACUUAAUUACACUAAAUUAUUGUUGGGAUUCCUCAUAAGCACUAAUUAUACCUGAUCAUAAGUUAAAAUAUUUAUUUUGUCAAAAUAUUUUCUUGGGGGGCCGGGGAUUUAGUUCAUUGGUUCCACUGCCUGGCUCACAAGCACAAGGACCAGAGUUUGAUCCCCGUACCAAAAAAAAAAUUUCUUGGGGAUAUGUUUACCCUUUUCUGUGUUUGUAUAUGCUGAGAUGUGAAGGCUCAUCAAUUCUUCCUGCCCACUUUACUGGCCAGCAGGUAGCAGUGAACUGCACCACAUACAUUCUGCCCUGGAUCCCAGCAGUGGCCUGCAGCUGGGCUUCUAAUGACCAGCUUGCUUCUCAGUGUGCAUAGGACACAGACUCCAAAGGAGGUUUUGGAGCCAAAAGGGCUUAUAGCUGGCCUGGGCCAGAGGGAAAGGUGACCAUCCAUCUGUCCUGUCUUUUUGUCCUCCCACUUAUUGUGACUGUGGCUUCUUGGCUUCCUGCGCUUCUCCCCACCCAGUGGUCUCGGGCCUGUGCUAUCACUGCAGCACCUUGGGAGUGAGGACCUGGCAUUACUCCUAUGCUGAGGGAUUGGUGUCCAGGAAUGGGCCAGUGGCAACAAGGCUCCUGCUUCUCCUCCUUCCUCUCCUAUCCUAACCCUUCCUGCUGAGCCCAGCCUUCUGGAUGGUGUAGGGUAGACCAUAGGCCUUCUGGGACCAGGCCAGCCCUUGCUUGGGAAGAGCUCAUGGACUAGUGCUAGCCUGCCUAUGGCCCUUGCACUACCCAGUUGGCCCAUGCGCCUCUCCAUGGUCUUCUGUUGGGAUACUUGGGCUCUUCCUCCAUGUUCAGCCACACGGGAGAAAAGCCUGUCUCCCCCACACAUAAAGGAAUGUGUUUCUACCCCAGAGAUGCUUCCUGUCAGCCCUGUAGGAUCUGCCUUUCCCAGUGCCCAUCUCCAGCCCUUCCUGGCCAUGGAGGCCCAAACUAGGCUUCCCCUGCAGCCACUAGCCUUGGGAACAGCUGUCAACCCUGCAUUAUGACUGCUUCUGUCAGUGUCCCAAACCAACCUCCAUGCUCGCCUGGAGAGUAAGCAACAGAUACUUUAUUUCCUAAAGUUUGCACUUAAUUUGUGAGGGUUCUCAGGGUCAUUGGGGGCUACUGAAAAGAGGAAUGUUUUGAGUUCAUUGUCCCCUUGUCCCAGAAGUCUGGUGUUAUUGUCACUGUCGUGUGUUUUUGUGGCCAGAGCUGGUUCUGGAGGGUGGGUCAGUGCUUAUACGGCUCAGAGUGACCCCAGAGUGUCUCCCCACCUCACUGGCUCUCCCAGAUGCUGUCUCUCUAGUUUGGGUUCUUGCAUGUAACGUACUCCACAAUAAAUGAAUAAUUGAACAAACCA
Messenger RNA from Heterocephalus glaber (naked mole-rat), 5237 nucleotides. It is a transcript of the gene Tom1l2, whose product is annotated as target of myb1 like 2 membrane trafficking protein. Gene Ontology annotation, molecular function: ubiquitin binding; phosphatidylinositol binding; clathrin binding. The record is from RefSeq and is a predicted model, not a curated record. Gene Ontology annotation, biological process: signal transduction. NCBI's taxonomy places the organism in Eukaryota, Metazoa, Chordata, Mammalia, Rodentia, Bathyergidae. Gene Ontology annotation, cellular component: membrane; endosome.